Molecule: messenger RNA, 1702 nt
Organism: Gambusia affinis (western mosquitofish)
Lineage: Eukaryota; Metazoa; Chordata; Actinopteri; Cyprinodontiformes; Poeciliidae
Gene: ckmb
Product: creatine kinase, muscle b
Exons: 9
Coding region: 169-1317 (382 amino acids)
Biological process (GO): phosphocreatine biosynthetic process
Molecular function (GO): creatine kinase activity
Source: RefSeq, a predicted model, not a curated record
AAUGGACUGAGGGGACCCCAGACUCAGCCGUCCAAUAGUUACAGAGAUCUGGGUAUAAAGGCUUUAGUCCGUCAGCUGUCAGAGCUGGGCAACCCCUACAUUGGGCGAACAGGAUCUGAUCCCGGGAUUUGUUACUUCUUUCUUUUCUCCUAAGCAGACAAAGUAAGAAUGGCAGCCAUGAAGAACUGCCACAACGACUACAAGAUGAAGUUCUCCGUGGAUGAGGAGUUCCCCGACCUCUCUCUGCACAACAACCACAUGGCCAAGGUACUUACCAAAGACAUCUAUUCCAAGCUGAGGGGCAAAUCCACCCCUAGUGGCUUCACGGUGGAUGACGUCAUCCAGACUGGUGUUGACAACCCAGGUCACCCCUUCAUCAUGACCGUGGGCUGCGUCGCCGGAGACGAGGAGUCCUACGAGGUCUUCAAGGAGCUGCUGGACCCUGUCAUCUCCGACCGUCACGGCGGGUACAAGCCCACCGACAAGCACAAGACUGACCUGAACUUUGAGAACCUGAAGGGUGGAGACGACCUGGACCCCAACUACGUGCUGUCCAGCCGUGUGCGUACCGGCCGCAGCAUCAAGGGGUUCACCCUGCCGCCCCACAACAGCCGUGGGGAGCGCAGAGGCAUCGAGAAGCUGAGCAUUGAGGCCCUGUCCACCCUGGACGGCGAAUUCAAAGGAAAGUACUACCCCCUGAACGGCAUGACCGACGCCGAGCAGGAGCAGCUGAUCGCUGAUCACUUCCUGUUUGACAAGCCAGUGUCCCCCCUGCUGACCUGCGCCGGCAUGGCCCGCGACUGGCCCGACGGCAGGGGCAUCUGGCACAACGACAACAAGACCUUCCUGGUCUGGGUGAACGAGGAGGACCACCUGCGCGUCAUCUCCAUGCAGAAGGGAGGCAACAUGAAGGAGGUUUUCAGACGCUUCUGCGUCGGCCUGCAGAAGAUUGAGGAGAUCUUCAAGAAGCACAACCACGGCUUCAUGUGGAACGAGCAUCUGGGCUACAUCCUGACCUGCCCCUCCAACCUGGGCACCGGCCUGCGCGGCGGCGUGCACGUCAAGCUGCCCAAGCUCAGCACGCACGCCAAGUUCGAGGAGAUCCUGACCAGGCUGCGUCUGCAGAAACGCGGCACAGGCGGUGUGGACACAGCCUCAGUGGGCGGCGUGUUCGACAUCUCCAACGCCGACCGACUGGGCUCCUCCGAGGUGGAGCAGGUGCAGCUGGUGGUCGACGGCGUGAAGCUCAUGGUGGAGAUGGAGAAGAAGCUGGAGAAGGGCGAGUCCAUCGACGGCAUGAUCCCCGCUCAGAAGUAAAGCGGACAGACAACCCAUGAUGAAAUGACUGUCUGUGUUUGUUUUUUUUUCUAUUUUAUAAAAAAAGAAAUGAACAUGUAGCCUCGUUGUAAAGUUAUUUUACUGGUUUCGGCCAAACGGCUACUUCCUGCUGAUGACUUCCUUCCAUCCAAAGACACUCCACUUUUCCUUCUGCUCCUUCAUUUCUUACUUCUGUUUACUUUUUCUGCCUUUUCUCCCUAUUCAUCUAAUAAUUUCUUCUAACUCAAAUCAUCUUCCCAUCUCCUUCGUAACAUCCUGGGAUCAACCUAUGCAUAGUCUGGUCGUGGCUAUGUGUGUACAAUUUAUUUAUUUUUGGUUGUAAAAUGUAACUGGAGAAUUAAACAAAGCCCCAUGUAACAAUCAA